This is a messenger RNA of Aspergillus uvarum CBS 121591, 1891 nucleotides long. Its product is annotated as Zn(II)2Cys6 transcription factor. The transcript is spliced from 2 exons. Gene Ontology annotation, molecular function: zinc ion binding; DNA-binding transcription factor activity, RNA polymerase II-specific. The coding region runs from base 1 to 1788 and encodes 595 amino acids. The record is from RefSeq and is a predicted model, not a curated record. NCBI's taxonomy places the organism in Eukaryota, Fungi, Ascomycota, Eurotiomycetes, Eurotiales, Aspergillaceae. Gene Ontology annotation, biological process: regulation of DNA-templated transcription.
AUGCAUUCAUCAAGCCAGCCAGCAUUCACAAAGCCCAAAUCCGGUCGGACGCGGUCCAGAACCGGCUGUCGGACCUGUCGCGUGCGCCGCAUCAAAUGCGACGAAACCCCCGUAGCAUGCCGUAACUGUUCAUCGACCGGUCGACAGUGCGACGGCUACGACAUCCACCGACUGCCCCCUAAGCUCAAAUGGACCCCCAAAAAGACCCUGGCCGAUCCACACCUACUGAGCCUGGCCGGCGGGCCCAGCCCGGCGCUGGACCGGCGGGACUGGACGAUGACCUCGGACGAGCGGCGGUGCGUGGCCUACUUCCAGCACCACACGGUGCCCACGCUGCUGGAGUUCUUCGACUCCACCCUGUGGCAGAAGCUGGUGCUGCAGCUGAGCCGCUCCGAGCCGCCGGUCUACCACGCGAUCGUGGCGCUGAGCGCCAUCCACGAGAACUCGGAGGCCAACGGAAUGCCGCUGGCCACGCCCAGCGAUCUGGUGGCUGAGAACCCGUGGCACCAGUUCGCGCAGGACCAGCUGGCGCGCGCCAUCACCCUGCUCAACCGGCGCAGCCGCUCGCAGGACCCACGCUUCCGCGAGGUCAUCCUGGUGUGCUGCCUGCUGUUCGUGCUGGCGGACCUGCUGCGCGGGCGGUACGACAGCGGGUUCGCACAUCUACGGAGUGGACUACUCAUCCUACAGGAGCUGCAGCAGCACGGUGCGUUCGGCAAUCUGGCCUCGCGGCGGGGACUGGUCGAGCAGUGCAUCGUCACCGCGUUCGCGCACCUGGACAUCCUCGCCUCACACUACGACCGCGUCUUCCCGAUGCUGCAGCCGCUCCACCCCUUCACCUCCCCUGAUCCCACGUCCCCCGAAUCCCCAACUCAACCCUUCCCAUCCCUCCCCUCGGCGCGCGCCGCCUUCGACACCCUCCUCCGCACCUCCUACCGCUUCAGCGCCCCCUGCAUGGGCCUCACCCAACCGCAGGUCUCCGCUAAUUAUGCUGCCCUGCAAACCCAACAGCACGCCGUCUGGAGCGACGCGACCCUCUUCGCGCAGCGCUUCCGCCCCUUCUACACCCACGCCUACCCCCAUCUGACCCCGAAGGAACAGCGCGGCGCCGAUAUCAUCAACCUCCACCUCGUCAGCCUGCGCGUCUGUCUGCACUCGUGCCUGCUGGGCAGCAACCGCGCCGCGCUGGCGCACUACCGCGCCGACCUGGAGAAGACCUGCGAGCUGGUGGAGGCCCUGAUGACCACGUUCCCGGACCACCGGCCGAGUUUCACGGUGGAGACGGGCGUCCUCCCGCCGCUGUAUCUGGCCGCGAUCCUGUGUGAUGAUUAUCGGGUCAGGUGGCGUGCGAUUGGGUUGAUGCGCAGCUGGCCGCAUCGCGAGGGCCCGUUUGAUUCGAAUUGGUUGGCGUCGUUGGCGGAGGAGGCGUUGUUGGUGGAUUUAGGGGAGAGGUGUGCGGUGGAACCGGGGUUUGGGGGGUUGGUUUUGGUUCCGGGGCGGGGGAAGGGUGGUGAGGAUGAUGAGGAUGAUGAUGAUGAUGAUGAUGAUGAGAUAGAGCGAGGGCUGACGGCUGAUGAGCUUUUUUGUAAGUUGCGGGGGAUUCGUCGUAGGAAACUGGAGAUGUUGCUGCGCACGAAACGGCUGGAGAAGCCUACGCCGGACGAUGUGGAGGUGGAAGCGGUGGCGUGGGAUCCGCUGGACGCGGUCGGCCCGGUCAAGGGGAUGGGGAGUUGGUCGUGCGUGAGGGCGUUUAAUGCGGCUACGCAGGGGAGUCCGGAUGUUUAUUGAUUUCGUCUGUAAUUGUAUGGCUAGCGAGCUGCGUGGUCUUGGCCCUUGGUCUUUUCUUUUCAUUUCAUUAUUUCAAGCGGUGGUUCUGUUUCAGCUUCUAAGC